Messenger RNA from Capsella rubella, 644 nucleotides. Its product is annotated as non-specific lipid-transfer protein 5. Lineage: Eukaryota; Viridiplantae; Streptophyta; Magnoliopsida; Brassicales; Brassicaceae. The record is from RefSeq and is a predicted model, not a curated record. Bases 54 to 410 code for a protein of 118 amino acids. Gene Ontology annotation, cellular component: membrane. The transcript is spliced from 2 exons. Gene Ontology annotation, molecular function: lipid binding. Gene Ontology annotation, biological process: lipid transport.
AAUUCAUUACUUACUUAAGUAAAAGAGAAAGAGAAAUUAAAAGUUUUUAAGAUAUGGAGGGACUUAUAAAGUUGUCAACGUUGAUGAUCGUGUGCAUGUUAGUGACCGCUCCAAUGGCGUCCGAGGCAGCGAUCUCUUGCGGGGCAGUCACUGGCAGCUUGGGUCAAUGCUAUAACUACUUGACCCGAGGCGGUAUCAUUCCACGAGGGUGUUGCUCUGGUGUUCAGAGGCUAAACCGCUUGGCUCGUACCACCCGUGACCGCCAACAAGCUUGUCGUUGCAUCCAGGGAGCAGCUAGAGCCUUGGGUCCCCGACUUAACGCACGUCGUGCUGCUCAUCUCCCUGGUGCUUGCCGUGUUAGGAUCGCUUACCCCAUCAGUGCUAGAACCAACUGUAACACCGUCAGGUGAUCAACAACGGGACAUAGACGUUGAAGGCUUUUCAUAUGAGAGAGUUUUUAAAAAUAAUUAAGAUGUCACUAUACGUACGAGUGUAUCAUUUUACUAUUAUCGUUGCUGUGUUUUUAGAAUUUGUGUUUUUCAUGUCUUUCUUCAUAUAUGAGUGAGACGGUCCAUUUAAUUGGUCGUCUGUGUUGUUAUGUACUCCUCGAAUGAUAUUAUGGAAUUUACGAUAUUUGGAUUAUC